AUGUUACCGGUACCGAACGGUGGUUCCGGCUCAUCUGGAUCUCGACGCUCUAGCUCUAUUUCAACUUUAGGUCAAACUGGUCUGUCUACUAUCAUACCACUUUAUUCCCGCGCGCCGAUUAGGAAAAAGCGUCCAGCAUGGAAAAUUGUCUCAAACCCGUGGCCUCCAAGUUCGAUCUAUCGUCGGAUAGUAUUUAUCGCUCUUACCUCUUCCGUUGUGGGCGGUUUGAUUUUCCUCUGCGCUACACUCCACGCACGUUGGGAAUCAGUUCAAUUUGUUUAUGGAAACUUCUUUCAUUUUCAAUCCCAGUUCAAUUUGCCACAAAAUCGUACUGCAAGCACAACGGACUAUAGAAAUUUUUCGGUCGAUUUUGUAGUAUUUCAAAAUGGACAAUUGGCAACGGCAAAAGAUGUGGCAAUUUUGGAGCAGCGUCCGAUUCGUGAACCGUACACGAUCGAAAAUAUUUGGGGCAUCUUUGUUCGUUUGACCGAGCAUCCCAUACCUGAUCAGGAUGGGACUAGGCACAGACAGAUUCGAGCCGUUCUGUCUCCACCGCUUGGCAAACCAAGACGACUGUCUGCGCUGCAACAUUUGGACGAUGGUGAUAUGCUGCUCAAACAUGAUCGGCUGCACGAGGAUGAUGUCGCCUGGGUCGUGAUGGAUUUUCACGCAGGUAUUUGGAGUAUGUGUUAUGAGGGAGCAGAUAUCUACGAUGCGCAUUUUCUUCCACACUACUACCGAAUGGGAAAAGGAGCUCCGAUUCCACCCUCAUGUUUGUCCUAUUUGGCCAACAAUAUCUCGGAUACGAAAAUUCUGUGUAGUCAGUUCUUCUUGAUCUACCUAUGCAUGGCCUCGUCCGUGCUGAUUGGCAUAUUCGCAACGGUCUUCCGUAACGUUCCAGCUUCCAUGGUCACCGGUGUACUGCAAGUGACAUCAGGCGGUCAAAUUGUUAUACCUCUACCUCGAAGCGUUUGGGUUCAGUCAAGGUGUGUUCGUUGUAUUCGCCAACUGCAUUCAUCAUACCAAAAUAAACCGGUUGGAAUACGAGUGGGGUCCAUGCCACCCGAUAUCAAAAAUCCCGGACGAGAUGAAAAACAGAUUGAUCCAGUUUUGUCAACCUCAUGUCAACACCAUGUGACUCAGCGCUGA
This is a messenger RNA of Echinostoma caproni, 1149 nucleotides long. Lineage: Eukaryota; Metazoa; Platyhelminthes; Trematoda; Plagiorchiida; Echinostomatidae. The record is from the annotation of a GenBank genome assembly.